AUGCCUGUAGCAGAUGAACCGUCUGCUGAUGAUCCUUCCAGUGACCCGACUCGCAAAUUACGAUGGAGCUACGCCGACUCUUCCGAUAUCCCACUUCCUGAUGAAGAUACAAAUCAGCCAUUCUGUCCUCGUCAUGCGAUCACUGUUGCUCAUUUAAACAGAGCGUCUUUUGGUCCUUACCCUUGUGGCUCGGGUUCAACCCCUCCUCAUCGCGACUGGCAUUUUGGGAAUUUAGAAUACAUCCUUUCUCGCAAGAGCUGGUGUCGAGUAUGUGGUCUCAUUGCAGAAGUUGUUGAAGAAGACCCUUCAAACUCCACCCUGGAGCGCAACAAUGCAGAAAUAAUUGCUUGCUGGAUAUGGGAUGGAGUGCUCAAUAAUAGCGGCAGUGAGGUGGGAACUCUUCGGUUGCGAAUUGCUCCAGAGGUUAUCGGUUGGGAAGACCUGUUUGAACCGUUUGACCUGGUUCCUUUGGCGGAUCUUGAGAAAGACGACGGUAUGUUUCAAGGACGCAGAAUCAACAAUGGCCACUUCGACUUAGAAGUGGUUAAGACCUGGGUUCAUAGCUGCGAGCAAUGGCACGGCAGCGAGUGCGUCAAUACCGCGCCGUGGAAGACGCCUGACUUUGGGGUUCCGUUCAUUCGAAUGAUAUCUUUGAACGAUUACAAGUUAGUUGAAACGUCGUGUCCGCCAUCUUAUGCAGCAUUGAGCUAUGUAUGGGGACCCGCUGCCGUAUUCCGGACGAUACAAGACAAUAUCGAAGCGUUGAUGCAACCAGAGGGGCUACCGGUGCGAUCCUUUCCAAAGUCCAUCCGUGAUGCUAUGACCCUGGCAAAAGAACUUGGCUUCCAAUACAUAUGGGUUGAUUCAAUAUGUAUCAUCCAAGAUUCUACAGCGGAUAAAGUUCAGCAGCUGCGCAUGAUGGACCGCAUAUACAGCCGUGCGAGCCUCACCAUUGUCGCCGCAGCUGGUUCGCAUGCCGAUUCUGGGAUCCCUGGCUUACAUCCUGAUACUCGAUCUCGCAAGCAACACACAGCCCAAAUCUCGGAUGAUCUAACGCUUGUAGCGCUUCAUGCAGACACUUACCGUAGCGCAGCGGCAACGACAUGGAACACUAGAGGCUGGACAUACCAGGAGCGCCUUCUUUCUAAACGGUGUAUUUUCUCUUUCCCCGACGGCUCUUUGGGCUUUCAGUGUUCAAAGGCCGUCUGGGGUGAAGACUAUUACGCCGAGACACCACACUUGAAGCGCUGCGCACCCAUGAUGGAUAUCUCAUUGAACCGAAGCUGGAUGGCCCCUGGAAGUGUCAAAGAGAGGGGCAUACCGACUGUGCAUAUAGCAAACACGUCGUAUUUACGUGAGUAUUGCCGGCUUGUCGAAGAGUAUACCGGGCGUGACAUGUCAUAUGCAAGCGAUCGGCUAUUGGGAAUCAGCGGAGUUUUAGGCGUCUUGCAAAGAGAAUUUGGUCUCAAUUUCAUUCAUGGGUUACCAGAAGGCAUCAUAUACAUGGCCCUUCUUUGGCAGCCACGCAAUAAGCUAAAACGCGUACCAAAGGAUCCUAAAACGAGUCUACCGCUCUUCCCGAGUUGGUCGUGGACUGGUUGGACUGGACCAGUUGGCUAUGAAGAUUGGAAUACGUUUAACGACAUGCCUGAGAUUGAAGAUCGUGCAAAACGUGUAAAGCCUUUCGCAAAGUUAGCCUUUGUAGGGCCAAAAGAGCUCGAGCAUUUCUCUCCACCGGCUGCACAUGAUUUACCUCCUGGCUGGUCACAGGUUUCUACAGCGGAAGAUGGGACUUGCUAUGUCAUGGGAACUGAUAUCCAUCGAUACCAUCCCGUCCCUUUGUUCUCCUCGUUUGAUAAUCCAAAAGAGUCCAAUAUGAUGCUGGACCCAUUUGGACUCAGUUUGCGUACACGAAUCGCACGCUUUCGGCUCACCACUCUGAUGCUGAGUUCCAACUUUAACCAAGACGACUAUCCAAUUGAACGGAAUGGCCGUUUUGGACUUUCUCUGCCGUCACCAUAUACAGGUGAUCGGCCGUGGCUGGGAACCAUCCUCCUGCCGGUACAGUAUCAUGCAAAAAUGACACAAGACCAUGAGUUCAUUAUCCUAUCGGAGAGCUAUGGAUUCAAUCACCAGGAGAUGGCACCUGUGACGGCCCGCAAAAUGAAGCCUUUCGAAGCAUAUGAUGUGAUGAUGAUCAGGAGGAUUGAAGGCGAAGAACUAGCGCGAUAUCGUGCCCAGCUUACAUAUCAGACUACCGAAACUCUUUCCUCUCAAUUAAUGUAUGAUUCAUUAGAUGGAAAAAGUGUGAUUGAAAGAGUUGGAGUGGGACGGAUGUUGAAAAGCUCAUGGGACAGUGACCAUAACUGGGAAGAUUUUAUCCUUGUCUGA
Trichoderma asperellum CBS 433.97 is the source of this 2391-nucleotide messenger RNA. RefSeq lists its product as uncharacterized. NCBI's taxonomy places the organism in Eukaryota, Fungi, Ascomycota, Sordariomycetes, Hypocreales, Hypocreaceae. The record is from RefSeq and is a predicted model, not a curated record.